GUUUUUACACACUGAUGAUAUCGAUCAUUAUGCAACGAAAUUUAAAUAAAAAAAUAAAUGACGUAAUGUUGGUUGCAUAAGCUCGCAACCAAUUGCGACACAACCUCACUUUUUUUGGCGGGAAAAGUUGUCACUGUGUUUUGCGUGAUGAGUGCCUCUUUGUACAAUGAAGACAGCCUCCCUGACCUGCUCCCCAUCUACUACAAGCGUCUGUUCCCCCAUACAGCGCUCCACAAAUGGCUUUGCUACGGUGACCCCAACGUGUCCAACCGGCGCGAAAUUUCGUUCACUCUAGUCGGAGACAUUUACCUCCGUUACCAGAGUUUCGAAAAUGCGGAGGACUUUGCCCAAGCGCUCCAUAAACGCUUCCCGGUUAAAAUCGAUAUUGGGGCUAUUUACAAGCAGCGACUUGAGUCGUCUGGAAGUUACUCUAGCUCCAAAACACCAGUCGAGCGAGAGAUUGUGUUUGAUAUCGAUAUGACUGAUUAUGAUGAUGUUCGGACUUGUUGUACGGGAGCUGGGGUGUGCCCCAAAUGCUGGAAGUUUAUGGUGAUUGCGUGCAAGAUUUUGGAUGGGGCUUUACGGGAGGACUUCGGUUUUGAGAACAUUUUAUGGGUGUUUUCGGGUCGGAGAGGCAUCCAUUGUUGGGUGGCUGAUAAAAAGGCCCGGAUCUUGGAUGAUAAUCAACGGUCGGCUAUUGCUGAAUAUUUGACUUUGUUGCGAGGGGGCCUUGUGGUACGAAAAGUCAAGUUUUUCAACAUGCAUGCGGCCACUGAGAGGGCCUUAAAAGUCAUUGAUGAAUAUUUCGAAAAGUCGAUUCUUGUCGAACAGGACAUUUUAGGGACUUAUGAGCGCUUGGACGCUUUUUUGGGCAACAUUGACGAGGGUUUUAGUCCUUUGUUUCGAGACGCAAUGACCAAAGUUCAGACUUCGGUCGAGCGCUGGAAGGCUUUUGUUAACACUUUUCAGACGUUACAAAGAGAGCAAAAAAUACCAAAACACUACAGAUACAUGGUUGAGGAGAUGAAAUUUUACUAUGCGUAUCCGCGACUUGAUAUCAACGUCACCAAAAGCUUAAAUCACUUGCUGAAAGCGCCGUUUUGCAUUCACCCGAAAAGUGGCAAAGUUUCGGUGCCUUUUAAGCCCAAAUUCAUCGAGCAUUUUGACCCAGAUGCCGUACCCACAGUCAGCCAACUCUUGGACGAGAUAAACACCUACGAUGCCAAAACCAAAGCUCAGGAGAAAGAUUUAGCGGAAAAUUCCCAAACCAGUGUUAAAAUAAAAGACUACAAGAAGACAAGUUUACUCAAAUAUGUUACAAUUUUUUGCGAGUUUUUAAGAGGCUUGCAGGCUUCAGCUGCCCGAAACAGGGCCAUAAAAAAUGGAACUGUAAUGGAAUAUUAAUUAGUUUACGUUUUUUAUUACUCAUUGUUACUGAUUACGAAAUAAAUGAACAUUUAUAA
Molecule: messenger RNA, 1463 nt
Organism: Tribolium castaneum (red flour beetle)
Lineage: Eukaryota; Metazoa; Arthropoda; Insecta; Coleoptera; Tenebrionidae
Gene: DNApol-alpha50
Product: DNA primase subunit 1
Exons: 5
Coding region: 148-1404 (418 amino acids)
Biological process (GO): DNA replication, synthesis of primer
Cellular component (GO): alpha DNA polymerase:primase complex
Source: RefSeq, a predicted model, not a curated record